AUGAAGGUACCGUCGCGUUGGUACUUUUUCCUUCAACCACGGGUCCUCCGUGGGGUCGGUCGCGUCGUUGGCCGGCCACUCGCGCAGGGGUUCAAUUUCCGUGUACGCUGGUCGGUGUGCGGCCUGGCUCCCGGUGGAGGCUCGGAAGGCCUCCCGCUGUGCCGCCAUGUUUUCCUUGCGACAUGUAUACUGGCCACAGCGGCCCUGGUGCGCCCGGCGGGCGCGCAGGCUGGCUGCCAGGAUCUCCCCGCACGUGUCGCAGCGCACCAGACCUUGUGCGAUGAGGGCCUCAUUCGUGAUGCUGAGACGCUCGUGCUUCUGGUGGACUGCGUGGAUGUGAGAGCGGAGCUGGCCUCCGCGCCGGGGCCCCGAGAAGGACUGGUGGCAGCCGCCGGCUGUGCAUUGGAGGGGGUCCGGCAGCGCGGGGGUGUCCUCAUGGGAGAACACCGCCGCGGUGAGGGGGGUGUUUUCCCCCUCCUCGUCCGACUCUGCCAAUGUGUUGUCGCCGUAUUCGUCGUCGUCCAGGUAUUGGGUCCCGGACACUCUGCCCUCCUGGAUGCUCGCGAGGUCUUCUUCGCAGCACUCGUCGAGCCGCACCGUCGUAGGUGGCCCGACGUGUCGCCGGCCUGGUUGACCGUAGCGUACUCUGCCGGAGCCGUCUCGGCCGAGAGACCUGUCGGGGUGCUGCCGCGUGCACGGAAGCACCUCUGCGUCCUCGUCCACCUCACCUACAUAUUCAGUGCUGAUGUCGUCUUCGUCCUCCGGCGGUGGGUCGACGCGGCGAUAGAUGCUGAGGAUCACCUUCGUCGUGUCGAUUCCGUGGGUGAUCUUCUGCCGGUUCUGGCCGUCGAUCCGCUCCCACGCCGUGUUACCUGUGGCCUUUGGGAUGUACGCCACUACGUGUGUUGGCGAGGAUGCCGCCACGACGCCGACGAGCGUGUACUGCGCCGAGCCGUUGCCGUGCGGCAUGUCCAGGUCAAACGGUAG
Molecule: messenger RNA, 987 nt
Organism: Trypanosoma grayi
Lineage: Eukaryota; Euglenozoa; Kinetoplastea; Trypanosomatida; Trypanosomatidae
Exons: 1
Coding region: 1-987 (328 amino acids)
Source: RefSeq, a predicted model, not a curated record